UCCGUGGUAGGGUGCGCGGGCGAGCGUGUGGUCACGUGUCGAGGCCGGAGCGCGCGCGCGCGCCCCAACCGGUAAGGGGAGUGAACCGGGCGUCAGCGGCGAGCCCCGGGCCCUGGGCUGGUCAUUGCUGAUGAGGAUGCUGAGGCCGCGAGUAUGGAAACCCUGAAAGUGAAGGACCGGAUCCUGGAGAACAUCUCGCUGUCGGUGAAGCAGAUUCAGGGUUACUUUGCUGCCUGUGAGGAGGAGACACCAGCAAUUCGCAACCAUGACAAAGUGCUGCAGAGGCUGUGUGAACAUCUGGACCAUGCCCUGCUUUAUGGUUUGCAGGACAUUUCCUGUGGGUACUGGGUGUUGGUUGUCCAUUUUACGCGGAGUGAAGCGGUGAAGCAGAUUGACUUGCUGCAGCAUGUUGCUACAAACCUCGGUCGCAGUCGGGCCUGGCUGUACCUUGCAUUAAACGAGAAUUCUCUGGAAAGCUACCUGAGGUUAUUCUGGGAAAAUCAAAACCUCCUUCAUAAGUACUACUUCAAGAAUGCCCUAGUUUGCAGUCAUGAUCACCUGACUCUCUUCCUCACACUAGUGUCCGGCCUGGAGUUUAUUCGAUUUGAGCUGGAGUUGGACGUUCCCUACCUGGACCUGGCUCCAUAUAUGCCAGAAUAUUAUAAGCCGCAGCACUUGCUAGACUUUGAAGAGCGCCUGCCCAACUCUGUGCAUGGUUCUGACAGCCUGUCACUCAAUUCGUUCAACUCUGUCACCUCCACUAAUCUAGAAUGGGACGAUAGCGCCAUCGCACCCUCCAGUGAGGUGCAUUGGAGGGACAGCAAUCUGAUACGACCACAUAUAGAUUAUGAUUUUGGAGAUGUCUUUCCAGCAGCACAGUCCAUACCCAGCACAGACUGGGAAGAAGGUGAAUUGACAGACACAGUCAGUAGUUGUCCCCGAUCUGGAACUUCAGAGAGUCUGCCAUCAAACAACAAAACUAGGAGUCCAACCCUGCGCUACAACCCCUUCAAUAAUGAGACCGAGGUGUCUACACUUACACCAAAUGACAGCAUGGUGCCAUGUUCUGAGCUGGAAAGAGAGGAGAGCACACCAGAUGUCCAAGAGAACAGUGCAGAGCUUGAAGUAAUUAGAUUGGCAAAGAAGAGGAGAACACCCAAAAAGAAGAGAACAAGAUCUGAGGAACAAAUUCUAGAUAUUAAAAAUACAGAGGUACAGCUGUCAACAAGAGAAGGUGCAAAGUCCAAACAGAGCAGUGAUGCUGAACUAGAAGAAGAUCAGAAUGAAAAAUUGGGCUUACAGAAAUCCCAAGAGAUUGAUGCUGACGAAGAGGAUAGCAACUCCCAGGGCAAGUUGUCUCUAGUGACACGUAGAGAGUCUGAUGCCGAUGCCCCUCAGCCAGGUCUGUUAAUACCACAGAUGAAGGACACAUCUAUGAACAGUGUAGGGAAUCCCUUGAGCAAGGUGAUGGAGCAGCUCAAUGGGACGUUGGAUGCCAAUACCUGGAUGUCAAAUGGGGAUCACCUACCUGAGCAGCCCUUUCGGACUUCUGUCCCGGGGGAAGCCCCGGAAGAACCUCCGUUUAGCCAAUAUAGUGAGCGGAUGCCACCUACCCUGGAUUUCUACAAGUUUACCGUUGAGAGUCCAAGUGCUAGUGGAACAGGUAGCUGCCACUAUGACCCUACAGGGGAAAGCCAACCAUCGCAUGUUUUUAGUAGCCAUGAAGCUGCUGGCACAGAAAUGUGCAAAGGAGAGAAAGUCUCUCCUGUAGACGAGACAGACAGCCACAGAAUUGAAUAUGCAGAAGCUGUUCCAGAAAAGUAUAAACAGGCUGAUGUUGAAACCAGCAAGGUAUCUGAGACCAGCUUGGAGCAGUUGCAAAUUCAAACCGUGACCUCUGAGAGAACAGAGGAGGAAGAGAAAGCUCAAAGUAGUCCCUCUGAAUUAACCCAUCCUGCUGACUUCAGGGUUGACAAUAAUCUGCUGCUUUUGCUGAUGAUUCACGUUUUCAAGGAGAAUGAAGAGCAACUUUACAAGAUGAUACGAAUGUGGACAGGUCAUAUGGAGGGGAAUCUGCAGUUGCUGUACGUGCUGUUGACUGACUGUUACAUCUACUUGUUGAGAAAAGGAGCUGCAGACAAGCCCUAUGCAAUGGAAGAAGCUGUGUCUUACAAUGAGCUUGAUUACAUUUCGGUGGGGCUUGGUCAGCAGACUAUUCAGCUUGUUUGCACCAACCGGCGGAGACAGUUCCUGCUUGACACAGCGGAUGAAUCUCUUACAGAGUUUUUCCUUGCUGCCUUGAGAUCUGCCAUGAUUAAGGGCUGCAGAGAGCCUCCAUAUCCCAGCAUCCUUACUGAUGCAACCAUGCAGAAACUGGCACUGACCAAAUUUGUGGCCCAGGAAUCAAGAUGUGAGGUGUCUGAGGUGACUAUUCAUCUCUACAGUUUGAUUCAUUGGGAGGAUCCCAUGGAUGUAACAGCAGGGCCCCAGAGGAAUCUCUACAUGGCACAUGGAAAUACGGUUACAAAAGAGGGAAUUCUGCAUUACAAGGCUGGCACCAGUUAUUUGGGCUCACCGAUCUGGAAGGCCUCCUAUGUAGUGCUUAGCAAUGGAAUCCUGUAUCAGUACCCCGACAGGAUAGAUGUAACACCACUAAUGUCAGUAAACUUGGCUGGAGAGCAAUGUGGAGGUUGUCGAAGGUCCAGCACAACUGAGCGACCGCACACAUUCCAGGUGAUUCUAACAGAGCGCCUGGCUUUGGAACUCAGUGCUGAGAAUGAAGAAGAGAUGGCGGACUGGAUGCAGCACCUUUGCCAGGCAGUGUCAAAAGGGAUCGUUCCCCAGGGUAUUUCACCCUCUCCAUGCAUCCCAUGCUGCCUUGUUGUGACUGACAGGAUGCUGUUUACAUGCCAUGAGGACUCUCAGACCAGUUUCUUCCGACUGUUGGGUAGCGCUGAGCUAACUAGUGUCAACAGCAUCUCCACCAGCUCUGGCAGAGAGUACUGUGUGGUGGAGAUGUCUGAUGAUCAGAAAUCUCCUCCAUGGUUCCUGUAUUUCAGUUGCGCUGAAGAGCUGCAACAUUUUCUUGCUGCAUUGAACAGUGCUUGGAGGAAGAUCUACCAGGUGGAUCUACCUCAGAAAUCGCUUCAGGAUCCCUCCAUUCAGAAGAAAUGUGAUGAUGCAGUCCUGCUCAUUCGGACCACAUGGCAGCGAAGUGAUAGUCUUUCCCGCGGACGUGCUGAGCGUGAACCGUGGUGCUGAACACCUUGGAGCACUGACCAUAUGGUGUGAUAAUGCUGCAGCUGUGUCCGACUUCCUGCAUUUCGAAUGUUGUGUGUGACUGCUGGUGUUCCUGGAGGUGUAGAGAGAAACGUGGGAUGUAAAGGAAAUGGUACAAUCCAAAUGGUCAAGCUGACAAUUCUUUGGAAAUGCAUCAACAGUGUCAGUUAUUAGAAUGGAUGAAGAAGAGGGAACAGAAGAGAUUUUAAAUGAACCUCUGCUUAUUGAGCUGGGAAUAGGUGUGCCUUCACACUUCCAAUUGUGAAACAUGUGCAUACUCAAUGAAUCUGUUUGGCUUCACCAAGAUACAUUCAAUGGACAUCACAUCUCUGUAAGCUUGUUGCCUAACUGCAUGACUGUCUACUGCAAUAAGAGUUAUUUUUUAUAAAGAGAUGCUUGGGUAAAAUCAAAUUAUUUCCUCUUUUUGGAGAAGUUCAAGAACUAACGUGCAAAGACCAAGGGAACCUGAGAAACACUUUUCUCUCCGAAUCACUGCCUUUUGUCCCUGGGACACCCACCUGUAUUUCUAAUAUGGAACAGUGACAUUUUAAAUGUCAUUACAUCCCAGUCUGUGAAUGCCUACCUUGAGCUUCAGUUUCCACAACUGUCUGAAGGUUGUAGGGAAUUUAAUUCUUCCCCCCAACUGGAUAUCAUCAUGUGAUAUAUAAUCACAGCAUUGGGCCUUUCCAGAUUUUAGGAUCUAAUUUUUUAUAGACAAAAGUGCUUUUAUUAACAGUUAUACUGUUUAGGUCUGACUGCACACCAGUCACUUUUAAAUGAAACCUGUUAAGGUUGAAUCUGUAAAUAUGUUUCAUUUGUGUCCCCUGACGUCAGUGUCUAUAAAAUUCAGUUUCUGAUCUCCUUCCUGGCAAAUGGAGAAUCUUGCACAAGAUAUUUUUUGUUAAUGGAGACUGUAUGGACUGUGGGUCCUAUCUUUACAUCUGGUGAAGCAGCCACUGCAUCUCUGCUUUAAUUUGAGUGUCACAGAUGCUGUUUAAAUGCAAAUGCAAUAAUAGAUUGAACUGGUAAUAUCAUAAUGAAAGCCUUUUCAUUUUUCAGCCAACUCAAUGGUGUUGGAUUUUUCCAGUUAUAUAUCAGAAAAAUCAUAUGCAAGAGAUGGCAGGAAGAUAAGGGUUGUUGAUUUGUAACUCAAAUUAGAUGUUGCAUUUUAGUCUCUUCACAAAUUCAGAGUUUUCUUCAGCUGUAUCGUUUAUUUUACUAAAUGAUUCAGUCACAUAAACAGCUGGGAACAGCUCCAUUGCUGAGAUUGGAUGUAGGUAGUAGAAUAGUGUGCAAAUAACAAAUGCAUGCACCAAUGUUUACAAGAGCUCUUGUAGAACAGUAACAUUUAUUGUGGUAUGUUUGAAAGUCUCUUAGGCGAAGGUACCAACUCAUAGGCCAGAAGGCCCAGGCCCAUGCUGACCAAGCAAAUCUCAGUGCUGUUUUCAGCCAGUUAUUACCUGUGUUAUAUAACCAUAUAAAGCUCUCUCAUUCUUUUGUUGACACUAACUGCUGUGAAUAUGCUGCAGUAUAGUGUUCAUUGCUCCAUCCUCAACCUAGUGGAAUAUCUCAAUGUUGCAUAACUUUUUGUAGUCUACCUCUAUUUAUACACUAACCCAAGUAUUACUUAUUGUGAGCUCAGCAGCAAAUAUGCACCUUAUCUUUAUUUUCCUCUUGCAGUUUGCAGUUUUUUGAGUUCUGAAGAAAUGUAGUAAUAUGCAGGCUGAGGGAAUAUUGAGAUUUGGGUAAAUAAUGGUUUUUGCAGUUUACUGGAAGCUCAGCUUUUGUUUCCUAGCACGAUAAUUGUAUAUAGUCUUCUGUCCGAAGCUUGCGUCUGCUCUAUAGUUCAGGAUUAUAAUUCACUUCCCUAUUGACAACAGAUGACAAAUGCUAAACUCAAGAUAGUUCAUCAAGUGAUCUAUUGGUCUCUAUGCAGUAAUAACCACCCAGAGCUGACACCCAUAAAAGGAAUCCUUGAAAUCUUUAUCACACCAAGAAUCAGAGCCCUUGAAAAUCUGUAUUUCAGCAAAGCUCGUGUUCAUAGACCUUACAAAUUAAAAUGACCACCUUCAUGAUAGAGAAUAGGGAGAAAACUCGAAAUCACUAAUUUCUCCUGCCAAACCUUCCUCUCUCCCAGCAUUAAAUAAUGCAUCAGUGGCAGUUAAGGUGUUUGAAAAAUACUUAACUCAUCAUAAUUUUUGCAGAACUGCUCAAAGCUGAUCAUUGUAUUGAGAGGUUUAUAUUCUGAUAGCCAAUCAGCCUGUAAUCUUAUUGUUUUCUGCACAUUAAUAGGCAGAGAGACCUACAUGUAGUUGGGGUACUGGGGGAGCAUUGAUGUAAAGAAAACUUUUAUAAUAGUAGAAAUCUUAAGCAGUGCAUAAUGCCAGGUUUUUUUUAAUAAACAAAAUCACAGCUAUCUAAAACCUGUUUAAAAUGAGUAUUCAGGAAUGGUACAGUAUCCUGGGUGUGGAAUAAAGAGUCUUUUUGGUGGACAAAUAUAGGUUGAAUGAUCUUCCUCAAACACCUUUUGUUUGUCUGAAGCCAUUAGUUCAUCACCUUAACUUGUUUGAUUACCUGAAUUUCUACAUACAGCUUAAAGGUUCUCUCAAGGCACUCCUUAGGGCUGGAAAAGCAAAAUGAGAAAUUGGUGCUAUCAGACUACAACACCUAAUAAACAGUUCAUUGAUAUCCUGCUCGAUGAGGUGCAUUGCAUAUAAUCAUCCAUCUCCUUUGCCAUAAGAAAUGGUACUGUGCCCUGUCUCAACAGGGUUUUGAACUACAUGGGUCUGUCUGUGCGUGGCCUAUUCCUUGUGAUGCUUCAUUUACAUGCUUAAAAGCAAAGUAGUCAUACUGAAAACAACCAAAAGCCAUAUAGCUAUAGAAAAUGAGUGAUUAAAACAACAAACCCAGUAUAACUAAAUAGUAAAGCAUUUAAAAACCUCUGAUGACUUUUUCAGAGCCAAGCCACAGUUAAUAUAUUUUUGAAUGCACUAACAUUGGAAUUAUGGAAGGACUGAGUAGUUAACACCGAAACCAAAAAUGUUUCUGAACCCUGCAAGAACAAAUGUAUAGCCUACCUUGGAGUGGCUGAUCUGGUUAAUCAAUCUGUGCAUCACUUAGACCAAUGCUUCCCAAAUCUCUCCUGUUGUGAUCCCAUUUUGGUGCUUGAAAAUUACUGAGAUAGCAGACCUAUGGCAGUGGGAAGUAAAGCUAUUUACUCCACAAAGUUUCAGUAGAACACACCUAUCUUCCUAUUAUGCUUUUCAGGACAGGAUCGAGUAAUUAAGCCACUCCCACUAUUAAACAAACCUGGGGGGUGCAAAGGGGUCACACAGCUGUUGAUACUUGGUCGGAGGUUCACAGCAGCUAUUGCCACCUCAGAGUGAGGUUGUGACCCACGGUUCAGGAAGCCUUGACUUAGCAGUUGUGUAAAAAUGAAAUUCUAUUUGCUACCCUGUUUUUAAGGCUCUCAGGAUUGCACCAUCUCUUUGUAAAACCCUCAUGUUUCACUGCUGAAACAGAACAAAGAAACCAAAAGGUGACCCACUGCAUUCACAAGGGACUAUGUAAAUGUUCACUCUAUGAACUCCUGUGUUUGUGAAAUACACAAACAACUUGGAACUUUUGUACUUUCCCUUUAUCAAAGUAAAGGGUCAAAUAAAAUGGAAUCAGUAUUAAAACUGGAUUUUUAGAAGCACUUCUUUGGGGAUUCUGAUUAUAGACUUGCUAUACAAUUUUAGCAAACCUCAGCUGCUUGAUGCUUUUAGGUUUUGGUUAUAACUAGACACCCUCAAACCCUUGACUGAUCUGACUCUUGACAACCCAAAUGUGAUAAUGUUUCUUUACAUUUUCUUUUAUUCUGCCUGUAAGAUAUUGUUUAAGGUUUAAAUGUGAGGAUUCCUCUUUCCACCAGUGGCUCAGCAAGUUUAACCAAAGAGCAGCUGAGUCUCUCAGAUCAGGAGGAUCCCAGGUUCAAUGCGUGGUUCAUGCUUGGAUGACUGAUCUCUUGGAUAGCAAGUGGGAUGCUGGAGUUUGUAGUGAUGUUGAAUUCAUAAGGUUUCUACACUGACUAGCACUAGAAAACAAUGUAUGUGAAUCUUUGAGUCUAUAGUUGAGUAAUAUUAUUGAUAUUCACUGGCAUGUCUACCAGCAAGUGAUGUUUUUGUUUUUGUUUGUUAAUGGGUUGUGAGGGUGGCUGACUAGGCCAACAUUUAUUGCUCAUCCCUACUUGCGUUUUAGAAGGAGAUGGUAUUCUGCUGCCUUGAACUGCUAAUGCAUUUGUACCUAAAAUACUGCCCGUAGAAUUGCACCUGAUAACAUACCCAUUUCCCACACUGAACUGUACUUAACAAUUAGUCUACACUGGCACUUGUAAAUCUGCCCACAAGACAAAUCUUGUGCAACAUUCAUAGAAAAGUACUCAGCUGAAGCUACGCUGGUAUCUGUGGGAUUUAGCACAAAUUAACACCUUCAUUAAGCUUGACUCAUUGGUGCCAUUCUCACUUGGUUCUUUAAGCUUUACUUCAGAGCUUGAGAACAUAACCUACUGUAAUUUUCCAGUGCAUAUCAGAGGUACUGCAUUUACAGUUGCUGUCUUUCAGAUGGGAUGUUGACUCACUACUCUCCAUUCCUGUUUAGAUGGAUAACUUUUCAGGGAAAACCAGGAUUGUUUCUGUGUCCUGAACAGCACUUGUUAACCAACGCCAUGAAACCAAUUCAACUGGUAAUUUGUCUAUGAUAUUUUUGGGACCGUGCUGUGUACAGAUUGGCUGUAGUUUUUACCUACAUAACAACAGUGACUACAUUUAAUUGUCCCUGAAAUUCUUUGGGACAUCAUAAAUCCAAUUAUGUAAGUUCCUUCCCCUAUCAUUUAGCAGGGAGGCCAAUGAUUGAAAGUUAAAAAGGAAUAGUAUACUACACAAAUAGUUGCAAUGUGGAGAUUCUUCGAUAAGAAACGUAUACAGUCAGGUAGGGUGCUAAUAUUCUAUUACACUAAUUUGGUACACUAUGUACUUCAUAACGUCUAUAGUUAUUUUAUAUAAAUUUGAAAAAAAGAGGAAAAUUGCUGAUGAUAUUGGAUUCAGUGUGUACUGGGAUCACUAGGACCAUGGUGGUUUGCAUACCUAGUAGGGUUGAGGCUAGGUUAGGAUAUUUGUAAACAAGGUUGAUAGUCCAAUGAUUGGGAUCUUCUACUGUGGCGUUGAGUUAGCUGUUUAAGAAGGAUUGCAAUUUGUUCUCUAUCCAUACAUACACAACCAACCAUCAUAUGUGCAAGGGUGUUUAAAAAUUUAUGGUGUUUUGUUUUGCAGGACUUUUAAUCUUGUAAGAUAUUUAUUUGAUGCAGGGUGGCAAAGUUCUCUACUUGAAGCCUUUGUUUUGUGUAGUGUCCAUAUACAGCCCUGGUUGUAAUUUGUAAUAUGUGAAUGAUGAAUAUUCUACUAAUGUGGUACAUGCUCAUUUUGCAACCGAACACACUUGUUGAGUGAAAUGUGCAGUCCAAUUGUCUUCUGAUCUUUUUAAUGAGAUUUGAUUUUAUUUGCAUUGUAGGUUUUCUCAUAACUCCAAUCUGGAGACCAAAGUUGACUGGUUCUAGAAAUUCAGAAGAUUCCACAGUGGAUGUUGAACCAAUGUGGACUAAGUAGAAUUGUUAGAUGAGUUGAAUGAUCAUUGCAUUAGAAUAAGGUUUUCCCCAACUGUGGGAAGAUGAAGGUAAUCUAAAUUAUUUUCAAGUGCUUUUUAAAAAGUGGAGUUGGUUUCCUUUUAUAGGAAUGAUGUCAUGUCAUGUCCAAGCAUUUCUGGUUGUGAUCUGAUUGUGUUAUUAAUUACUUUAAUCCAUUAGCAGAAUUAAAAUAUGAUUCUAGCUCUCUGCUAAGGUUCAUGGCUUUAUUUGAUAGCAUAGAUCAGAAUAUAUUUAGUAUUUUGCAGAGUUAGAUCAAGAAAGACUUCAUAAUUGUGUAAAAAACACCUUGCAAUUACUCUAGGCAAGUUAUCCAUGUGUCUUGAGAUAUUGAACCUUGAAGUUAAACCUUUACACUACCUGCUCUCAGAUCCUUCAAUGUAUAAGCUAAAGAAGGUACUCUGUUAAAUUGUAAUCUGUUUACAGCAAGAAAAAAAGUUACUUUUUAUGGAAAAGUUACUCAGUGUUUAAGCAAAGAGGCUAUUAAACUCUCUCUUGGAUCCAAUCCAUUUUCUAUGUUUACAAUUUUUUUUAAAUCCCUUAAAACCAGAAGAUUGAGGAGCUGUAGCUAAUCAAUUUGCCCCAAGGUCUGAACCCUCAAACCCAGUAUAUAGGCAGCAAACUCUGAAAACGUGACAUUGUCUUGGUGUGAAAAUAUACCAGGGAAACAGCAAGUUCAAGAUGUUUAAGCUAUUUCUUUAUUUUCGUCUCCAUUGUUCUUUCAAAAGAAAGAGUACUCCUGUAAACACCAGAAAGACAUGUUAAGUUUUAUUUGGAGUUUUAAAAAAUGCCAUUAGUAAUAGUUCUGGGGUGAUAAACUAGUUAAUCUCAAUGAGGAAUUAUUAAAUCAAUUUACCUGACUGGUGCAGAUAGACAUGAAAAUUGGUUCCAUCCCAUCCCAAAAUAUCGAAUAAUGUAAGUGUGUGUUUUGCCAGUGAUUAUGUGUUGCAUUGUCCCCAGCACUGGACAAGCAAAGCCCACUUGGUUCAGUUUGCCCACUGCUGGUCUAUAGAUUUUUGCACCUUGUUUCCUGCCUUUGCUAACUUACUCAAGUAUAUUCAUACAGAUGUGUAAUGUGGUGAGGUUAAACAGACUGGAAAAGACAGAUCCUAUAUUAUAUCACUAAUAUUGAAUGGUACAACUUUUGAUGCAUAAAUAAUUCGAAAGAUCCUCAAGGAGAAAUUUCACUACUUGUAUAAUAUACUAUAACCUAAUAGUAUGUACAUUAAUGUUGAUGCAAUCUUUAGGAGCUUCAAUACUGAUGAUGCUUAUCCAUGCAUGUUUUGUGUUUAUACAGUGUAAAUGCAGUGUUUAUUGUAUAUAAUUUAUUGUAAAUAGAAUGGAAUUAAUAAAGGUAUUGUCUCCUUUU
Messenger RNA from Rhincodon typus (whale shark), 10325 nucleotides. RefSeq names its product pleckstrin homology domain containing, family M (with RUN domain) member 2 (gene plekhm2). NCBI's taxonomy places the organism in Eukaryota, Metazoa, Chordata, Chondrichthyes, Orectolobiformes, Rhincodontidae. Gene Ontology annotation, biological process: lysosome localization; positive regulation of membrane tubulation; regulation of protein localization. The record is from RefSeq and is a predicted model, not a curated record. Bases 154 to 3261 code for a protein of 1035 amino acids. Gene Ontology annotation, molecular function: kinesin binding. Gene Ontology annotation, cellular component: endosome membrane. The transcript is spliced from 21 exons.